CUACUUGUAUGUUGCCGAGCUGAAACAGCACAAUGGUGGGGCUUAGAGCGAACGGUCAUGCUCCGUGUAAUAAAAUCAAUUGGCUGAAGAGCCUACUUGAUGAAGACGAAGACUCAUCGGACGCCACACCGCAGCAGAAGAAGGACCAGAGGUUAGAAAAGUUUUCAAGCGCCGACAAGCAGCUCAUGAAGAAGAAGGUGCACAAAGGUAAAAGUGCCACCACCGGAGAUGACGCCAUACAAGAUCGACGAGAGGGGCGGCAAGAAAGUAACAAUAAGAAGAAUCGACCUGGACGCUACGGUACGGAUCGAGAGGGCGAACUGGGAUCACGUUCGAGUGAUAGCGUAGUGAAGCAUCAGCACGACUCGCAGGACAGAAACCACCUUGGAAAAACGCCGUUGUCGGUCAUGAAGAACGAGGCUGGAAAAAAACGGAGCCGAAAAAAUGUCGAGGAAAAAGGUGGCAAAAUCCCGCAACGUAAACGACUUCAUGCGGGUUUGGAAAUUGAGGUGGUUAACGAGAAGAAAAAGGUAGAGGGGUUGCAACAAAAGUGUUUGAUUGACCCAGCGAAAGCUAAGGCUGCAGCAUUACGGCAGCGGCGAAUGAGGAAGCUGCGUGCUCGUCGAAAAGCUACGGGUGAACACAAGCGACUAGCGGCCGCCAAAUUGAAGCGGCAGGAGUCAUCUGAGGCAUCAAGACUAAAGAGAAUCCAGCGUGAGCAGAUGCGCAAGGCACAGAAAGCUCCUGGAGCUGCAGGCAUAUAUGAGGAAGGCGAACGCGAAGUUAAUGCACGCCCAUGCUCAGCACCGCUAUCCACCGAAGAUGCAAAGGAACAAAAACGAUUGCUUGAACCUCUGCAUCGUGCUGCCAAUAAGCAAUUAGGGGGAUUGAAAUCCUCCGCAAUAUCAGCCUUGAAACGCCCUCGCACUGCCGGUGUUGACAAAGAGAGACUGCAGCGAAAGGAAGAUGCUCAUCAUGCCCUAGGAAAGCUCGACAACAAAGCUGGACUCAGAAGAAAGCGGCAAAGGUUGGAACUUGUGAAACAGGAAGCUGAAAGUGCCGCUGGAACUGGACUAACGCUUGGAAGCUUGACGUCUCCGAACAAGAAGAGUGAAAGCCGAGAUGCUGAUGCAAUGCACUCGAAAGAUGCGGCGGUUUUUGAGAUUCCACACGAACAAGAAGCUCCAUCCACUAGAGACAGCACUAAUGUCGACGGUCCUGAAAGCCAAGAGCCGCCAACACAAUAUGUAGAGUCGUGUCGUGACAUAACUAUACGUGAGGAGGUCAAGGAGGAGGGGCAGGUUGAUCCCCCUGCUUCUCCAAGAAGUAUAUCGGCCGAUGUGAGACCUCAAGAUGAAAGUGAAAAGACAAACACCAACGACAUGAACGGAAUGGAUCUGGAUAUGGCACCGAUUCCAAGAAAAUCUAUUAAAGAUGCCUCAAGUGCUGCAUCUUUUGUGAUCCCCAAGCGGUCCGUCAUUAAUUCUGAUGGUCAAGUUAAAUGUCGUGCAGUUUAUCGUAAUGACCGCAAACCUGUAGGUCGCAUCCCCAUUUCAGUGAGACCAGAGCCAUCUCCUGCGUCAAGUCCGCUGCUUUCAAGUCGAGAUCCAAUUCGCUCGCAGCGGAAGAGAACAAAAGCUCAUGUUCCCAUCAAAAACUCAGCCUUGUCAGCACACGAUAAAGCUCUCAUGCGACUGGCGCGAAAGCGUAACUCCAUUAUCAUAGCAGCUGGUGAGCUGGCAGUCCAGCCAUCACUAGUUGGUAGCAAGACAUCAGCCGCACGCAUGACCGGGUACGAAGUUUUUGAUGCUGACGGAAAAGUUUUACCCGAUUUGGUUUCACGUUGGAACAGUGCUACCAAGAGUGAAAUGAUUGCGAACAAGGACUCAUUCCCCGCCUCGUUUUUUGGUGUUUCGCUGGCUGCUCCGAAGGCCAUAGGAACCGUGAACGGGUGUGCUGAUGUGGAAAGUCGAAUGAUGAACUGUUACGAAGAGCUACGCUUUCAACGACCGGAAGACAGAGAUUUUUAUCAACGACGAAUGUACGGCACGGCGUUUGUACCGCAGCAUCUGCGUGGACGGGCAACGCUAAUUGUUCGAUGUGCACGCUUCGAGCGAAAGUCCACUGGCAUCAGAUUCAACCAGGACCGUGAUCGCGAGGAGUUCGCUGCGUCACUGAGCAAGCGCUACACGUAUAAGAAGUCGGUGCCACGCUGCGAAAUCCGGCGAGAAAACUGGCAAAAAUUGAUGCAAAACCAACCGAGUGUCGUGUAUUUACACUACAGCAAUAUCGAGGAUGCUGAGCGCGCUUCAUACGUCUUUCGCGAUGACGCUGGGAAUGCUCUCGAGCUUAAACACGAGCACAAGUCGUGCGUGGGGGACGGUCGGGACGUAUCUCCGACCAACGGAAACGGAUCAUAUCGCACGCCGAUACGAUCUUUCUCGAACGAACGAAGCCCAUCCAAGUCAUCCUCACAGCCACCACAAGGUGGUACUGUACGCAACACUCAACAUUGGCAUCGAGAGCGCCAGGAGUCUACAAAUCGGUACUCGAGAUAUGACCAGCCACCCUCAAUAGGAAGAGAGAGCGACCGGUUCAAUCUGUCGGUAAGUGGGUAUUCUCGAUUUCGAUCAAGAAGUAGGUCACGCUCGAGACCCAGGAGAUUUCCUGAUCAGCAGCACAAAUCGGUAGAAAAGGGAAAUGGUGGUGAGACUACUGGAGCGGUUGGAACCAGCCUAUCGCUAUCGUCCAAGAAAUCUGCUGGUGAGCUGGUUUUAGAAAGCGGUGAAGAAGAGCAAGAAGAAGGCGAAAUUGAGAACAAUACUCAACCUGUUCUGGGUACAAGCGAUCGGAUCGAAGGCAGAGAAGGAAGGCGAUGCAGUCGAUCACCUCGUGCAAGAUGGGAGCAACCACAGGACGUACAGUCUUACCAGCGACAAGAGGAUUACCGUCGCCGCCCAUACGAUCAGAACUACGACCGUGGUCCCAAAAGGCGACGAUCGAGAUCAAGAUCACGGCCACGACCAGAAGAUUGUGCUCCAUGGGAAGGCGGUGAGCGUGGCGAUAGCUGGAAUACGAAGGAGCGUUGCUAUCGCGACUACGGUCCUGUUGAAGUGCACCAUAAUAGCGAGUACGGGAGACGCGUGUAUUCGGGCGAAGCAAGUCGCUACCGUGGACGCGACUACCGCGGUGGAGGAUACAACGAUCGCACGGGCGACGCGUACAUGAGGUCAUACUAAUAGGUGUGAGUCCAUUAUGUUGGGGUGUAGCACCAACCUCUGGUGCAGGCAUGUUAGCUUUCUUGAAGCUUUAACUGCAGUUUAGAUAUAUGACCAAUCAGCGAUUUGUAAAGACUAUGGCAUGUCCAUCC
This is a messenger RNA of Phytophthora nicotianae INRA-310, 3370 nucleotides long. RefSeq lists its product as hypothetical. The transcript has a single exon. Bases 33 to 3239 code for a protein of 1068 amino acids. The record is from RefSeq and is a predicted model, not a curated record. Lineage: Eukaryota; Oomycota; Peronosporomycetes; Peronosporales; Peronosporaceae.